AUGAGCAGUGAAGAAGCUUUCGAUGCAGCCUUAGAUUUGUUGCGUAGGUUAGAUCCAACUCAUAUUCAGAAACAUUUAUUGAAUUUGAUUGAACUUGAACCAAGUUUGGCAGAAGAUUUGUUGUCAUCUACUGAUACACCAUUGUCUGUUCAACGUGAUCCUAAAUCAUCUCAAAGGGAGUAUCUAUGUUGUGAUUAUAAUAGAGAUAUUGAUUCUUAUAGAUCACCAUGGUCCAAUGAUUACUAUCCACCGUUGGCUGAUGCUGAUUUAGUGGAGUCUCCAUUCCCAUCAGGUUCUUUGAGAAAGCUGGAAAUCAUUGCUAAUGAUUCUUUUGACAUAUAUAGAGAUUUAUACUAUGAGGGUGGUAUUUCAAGUGUUUAUUUAUGGGAUUUGGAAGAAGAAUCAAGAGACUUUGCAGGUGUUGUUUUAUUCAAAAAAAGUGAUCAAAGCUCAAGCAAUUGGGACAGUAUUCACGUUUUAGAAGUUAUUUUUGAGAACGAUGUAGAAGCUACUUAUAGGGUUACUACUACAAUCAUAUUACAUUUAGAUAAGCAACAAAAAAUUACACUUUCAGGUAAUUUAACUAGACAAACUGAAAAGACCCUAUCAGUACCAUCAGAUGCUACUGAAGAACAAUUGAAUGUAGCUCAUAUCACUAAUUUGGGUACCUUAAUUGAAGAUAUUGAAUCACAAAUGAGAAAUUUACUAGAAACUGUUUAUUUCGAGAAAACUAGGGAUAUUUAUCAUGAAGUAAGAAGCAGUAUCACUGGUUCUGAUAAACUGAAUAAAGCUAACCAAGAAGAAGUUAUUAAAGGUCUGCAAAACUUAUAG
Messenger RNA from Vanderwaltozyma polyspora DSM 70294, 831 nucleotides. It is a transcript of the gene CAP2, whose product is annotated as F-actin-capping protein subunit beta. The transcript has a single exon. Gene Ontology annotation, biological process: cell morphogenesis; barbed-end actin filament capping; actin cytoskeleton organization. Gene Ontology annotation, cellular component: cytoplasm; F-actin capping protein complex; actin cortical patch. Gene Ontology annotation, molecular function: actin filament binding. The record is from RefSeq and is a predicted model, not a curated record. Lineage: Eukaryota; Fungi; Ascomycota; Saccharomycetes; Saccharomycetales; Saccharomycetaceae. Bases 1 to 831 code for a protein of 276 amino acids.